Molecule: messenger RNA, 375 nt
Organism: Ambispora leptoticha
Lineage: Eukaryota; Fungi; Glomeromycota; Glomeromycetes; Archaeosporales; Ambisporaceae
Source: the annotation of a GenBank genome assembly
AUGUCUCAAGCGACAGAAAUACGUCCAAACUAUCCUCUUGAAUUGAAAUUGGAUGAGUUAAUUACUCUUUUGAAUCUUCCUAAAAGCGGAAUUCAUGUAGAUGCAUGGCGGGCAUAUUAUGUUGCUUGUUGGAAGAAAUCUCGGGACCUACACUAUCCCUUUGAGCUUCGUGUUGUACAAGAUUAUUGGGAAGAAGAACGAGAUAGUGUCAAAAUUGCAUAUGCUAAAUUAGCAGAUGAAGCUAUGAAUUUUAGUCCAAGUCCUAACAUUGCAGCUCAAAUAUCUCAUUCUAUCAAUGAAGUGCAGCAACAGUCUUCUACAAAUAUGUUAGCUGGCUUCGAUUUCUAUAAUGGCAAUGUAGAAAUAUGUCAAUAA